CUGUACUGGACCCCUGUGCCCGUCCCGUCGGCUCUGCGCUUCCUGUUCCCCAAGUUCCACGGCGACCCGAUCCUGCUCCAGUUUGCCCUGCGCGUCCUCGAGCACCACCCCGUGUCGGUCACCUUCUUCUACGUCCCGCAAGUCGUCCAGGCGCUCCGGUCGGACGAGCUCGGUUACGCCGAGCGCUUCAUCUUCGAGACGUCCAAGAUCUCGCAGCUCUUCUGCCACCAGAUCAUCUGGAACAUGAAGGCCAACAAGUACCGCGGCGACGACGCCGAGGAGCCCGAUCCGAUGAAGCCAGAGCUCGACCGCCUAGUCGAUAUGAUCGUCGAGUCGCUGUCGGGCGACGCGCAGGACUUUUACAACCGCGAGUUCAGCUUCUUUGACGAGGUCACGUCCAUCUCGGGCAAGCUCAAGCCGUUCAUCAAGGCGUCCAAGCCCGAGAAGAAGGCCAAGAUUGACGAGGAGAUGGCCAAGAUCAAGGUCGACCCGGGCGUGUACCUCCCGAGUAACCCGGACGGCGUCGUCGUCGACAUCAAGCGCAAGUCGGGCCGGCCCCUGCAGAGCCACGCCAAGGCGCCGUUCAUGGCGACGUUCAAGGUGCGGCGCGAGCGCAACAAGCACAACGCGGCGACGGGCGGCCGCGAGGAGUACGACACGUGGCAGAGCGCCAUCUUCAAAGUCGGCGACGACUGUCGCCAGGACGUGCUCGCGCUCCAGAUCAUCGCCAUGCACAAGAACAUCUUCAACUCGCUCGGGCUCGACCUGCUCGUCACGCCGUACCGAGUCACCGCCACCGGUCCCGGGUGCGGCGUGAUCGACGUGAUCCCGAACGCGACCUCGCGCGACGAGAUGGGCCGGGCCAAGAUCAACGACCUGCAGUCGUUCUUUGUCAUGAAGUACGGCCCGCUCGACUCGCCCGAGUUCCAGAAGGCGCGCGGCAACUUUGUCCAGUCGAUGGCGGCCUACUCGCUCCUGUGCUACAUCGUCCAGAUCAAGGACCGGCACAACGGCAACAUCAUGAUCGACGGCCGAGGGUGCAUCACCCACAUCGACUUUGGGUUCCUGUUCGACAUUGGGCCCGGCGGCGUCAAGUUUGAGCCCAACUCGUUCAAGCUGUCGCACGAGAUGGUCGUCCUCAUGGGCGGCAAGGACUCUGUCGGGUUCCGCCAGUUCCGCGAGCUCACGGUCAAGGCGUUCCUCGCCGCGCGCCCGUACGCGCACAGCAUCGUCGACACGGCGGCCCUCAUGCUCGCGGCCGAGUUCCCGUCGUUCAAGGGCGAGGGCACGCUCGAGCGCCUCAAGCUCCGGUUCCGCCUCGACCUGAGCGAGAAAAAGGCGGCCGAGUUCAUGAUGGCCAUCAUCGACAACGCGUGCGAGAACAAGCGCAGCAUCGUGUACGACGAGUUCCAGCGCAUGACCAACGGUGCGUCCCCUCCUCUCUCCUCCUCUCCUCGCACGGUCCUCGCACGGUCCUCCCUGUGCAGCUCACUGACGAUCCUCGCUCUCUUUCUCGCAGGCAUCCCGUACGUCCGGUAG
This is a messenger RNA of Rhodotorula graminis WP1, 1539 nucleotides long. RefSeq lists its product as uncharacterized. NCBI's taxonomy places the organism in Eukaryota, Fungi, Basidiomycota, Microbotryomycetes, Sporidiobolales, Sporidiobolaceae. The transcript is spliced from 6 exons. The record is from RefSeq and is a predicted model, not a curated record. Gene Ontology annotation, cellular component: plasma membrane; cytoplasm. Gene Ontology annotation, molecular function: 1-phosphatidylinositol 4-kinase activity. Gene Ontology annotation, biological process: phosphatidylinositol-mediated signaling; phosphatidylinositol phosphate biosynthetic process. The annotation marks the transcript as partial.